GCUCGCGGAGCGGCGACUCGGAACCCGACGGGCGGCGUCUGCAGGUGUUUGCUGCGGCUGGUCCCGCGCGAGGGAGGUCGGGGGUCUUGACUCUCGACUGCUCGGAGUGUCCGCCAUGAGAAGAAGUGAGGUGCUAGCAGAGGAAUCCAUUGUGUGCCUCCAGAAAGCCCUAACUCGCCUACGGGAAAUAUGGGAACUAAUUGGGAUUCCCGAGGAGCAGCGUUUACAGCGAACUGAGGUUGUAAAGAAGCACAUCAAGGAUCUCCUGGAUAGGAUGAUUGCAGAAGAGGAAAGCCUGAAGGAAAGGCUUCUAAAAAGCAUCUCCAUCUGCCAGAGAGAGCUGAGCACCCUGUGCAGUGAGCUACAUGUGAAGCCGUUUCAGGAAGAAGGAGAAUCAACUGUCUUGCAACUAGAAAAAGAUUUGCGCACUCAAGUAGAGUUGAUGAGAAAACAGAAAAAGGAAAGAAAGCAGGAACUUAAGCUACUUCAAGAACAAGAUCAAGAGCUGUGUGAAAUUCUUUGCAUGCCUCUCUAUGAUAUUGAUAACACCUCUGUCCCCACAUUAGAAGAGCUGAACCUAUUCAGACAGCAUGUGGCAACUUUGAGGGAAACAAAGGAAUCUAGACAUGAGCAGUUUGUCAGUAUAAAGAGACAAAUUAUACUGUGUAUGGAAGAAUUAGAACACACUCCAGAUACCAGCUUUGAAAGAGACGUUGUGUGUGAAGAUGAAAGUGCCUUUUGUUUAUCAUUGGAGAAUAUUACAGCACUACAGAAACUGCUACAGCAGCUAGAAGUGCAAAAAUCACAAAAUGAAGCUGUGUGUGAGGGACUCCGGGCUCAAAUCCGAGAGCUCUGGGACAGGUUAGAAAUACCUGAAGAAGAGAGAGCAUCUGUGGGCACAAUUACGACUGGGUCAAAAGCCAAGAUCAGGAAUGCGCUGCAAUUAGAAUUGGAUCGGUUGGAAGAACUAAAAAUGCAAAACAUGAAAAAAGUGAUUGAGGCGAUUCGAGUGGAGUUGGUUCAGUACUGGGACCAGUGUUUUUAUAGCCAGGAGCAGAGACAGGCUUUUGCCCCUUAUUAUUCUGAGGAAUACACAGAAAACUUGCUCCAGUUGCAUGAUGCUGAGAUUGCACGGUUAAAAAGCUACUAUGAAGCUCACAGAGAACUCUUUGAAGGUGUUCAGAAGUGGGAAGAAAGCUGGAAGCUUUUCCUGGAGUUUGAGAGAAAAGCUUCAGAUCCAAGUAGGUUUACAAACCGAGGAGGAAAUCUUCUAAAAGAAGAAAAGCAACGAGCCAAGCUCCAGAAAACACUCCCUAAGCUGGAGGAAGAGUUGAAAGCACGGAUUGAAAAGUGGGAACAAGAGCAAUCAACAGCAUUUGUGGUGAAUGGACAAAAUUUCAUAGAGUAUGUUACAGAACAAUGGGAAAUGCAUCGGUUGGAGAAGGAAAAAGCCAAGCAGGAAAGACAACUGAAGAACAAGAAGCAGAUGGAGACAGAGAUGCUCUACGGCAGUGCUCCGCGGACACCUAGCAAGCGGCGAGGAUUGACUCCCACCACCCCUGGCAAAGUACGCAAGCUGAAUAUCACCACUAUGUCCACUGCUACACCCAAUAGCAGCAUUCGGCCUGUCUUUGGGGGGACAAUGUACCGGUCUCCCGUGUCUCGACUUCCUCCUUCUGGCAGCAAGCCAGUUGUGGCUUCCAUCUCUUCUGGAAAGAAAACACCUCGAGCUGUCCGGCUUGGGGCCAAUAAGGAGAACCUGGAGCUCAAUGGCAGCAUCCUGAGCGGUGGGUACUCUGGCUCAACCCCCCUCCAGCGCAACUUCAGCAUUAAUUCUGUUGCCAGCACCUAUUCUGAGUUUGCGAAGGAUCCAUCCCUCUCUGACAGCUCCACUGUUGGGCUUCAGCGGGAACUUUCAAAGGCUUCCAAAUCUGAUGCUUCUUCUCGAAUCCUCAAUUCAACCAACAUCCAGUUCUGAGAGUCCCUCACCAGUCAGCCAGCUGGGGCUUUUUGUGCCUAGAUUGGAUGUACUGAUUUCACACAGGGUGACUUCAUAAUUUUUCUUGAGUUUAGGUGUGCUUAAAACCCUGGACAGGUUCUGUGAUCAUGGGCCUAACUUAGACAAGAAUGUGACCAAUGAAAAUACUUCAUAGGUAUAGUGGGUUCAUGGAGACAUUCUAUUUUUUGACUUCAGGAAUACCUUAAAAGUUAGUUUAUAGCAGUAAAUACAAAUUUUAGCAUCUGAGAUCUGAUCACUUUCUCUACCCCAUUAUUCUACUUAAAGCAUGAUGAAGGGCUUAUUCCACCAUCAUAUAAGAAAAUUAUUGACUAUGCUUAACUUUGGGGUAUUGGCCACAUAAUCUGGCUUGUAUACUUAUAAAUUAGUGAUUAACAUCUUUUUUGUCUAGGGAUAUUCAGUUAAUGUUAUAGCUUUGCUCUUGCUCAAAGGCCUGUCCCCAGCACUCAGACUGAGGAGGACGUCUUUUACGUCAGCAUUCAAGAUGACCCAGUCUGCUGCCACUGCGGCAGGGAGGAUGUGGGGGCUUUGUUAACUUGUGUACAGUUGUGUUUUAUAGUGCAAUCCCUUUGGGGGGGUAUGUGUGCAUGAACACACAUGCUUGUCUGUACUGUUUAUUCAGUUCUUCUCUGGCUUCAGUUCUCCUAUCCCUGUGCCCGCUGUACCUGUUCCUCUGUAGUUGCCAAUUAAGUGGAGAGGCUGUCUGCGUGGGUUGGGCCAUUUCUGUUGUGGAGAUCAGCAACUUUGCACAUGUCACUACUGGGGAGUUGUUCCUAUAAUAACAUCCACGCUGAGGCUCCUUUACCUAUGCCAUCCAUCACUACUGCUUCCCAAAGCACUAUUAUUUAUUCUGUCUGCUUGCACCAACACUGCUGUCAACACAUUAAAUGGUUCUUAAAAGCUUA
Molecule: messenger RNA, 2922 nt
Organism: Jaculus jaculus (lesser Egyptian jerboa)
Lineage: Eukaryota; Metazoa; Chordata; Mammalia; Rodentia; Dipodidae
Gene: Prc1
Product: protein regulator of cytokinesis 1
Exons: 15
Coding region: 116-1978 (620 amino acids)
Biological process (GO): mitotic spindle midzone assembly; microtubule cytoskeleton organization
Cellular component (GO): mitotic spindle midzone; cytoplasm; spindle
Molecular function (GO): microtubule binding
Source: RefSeq, a predicted model, not a curated record